ACGGUUUGGCAACACAAAAUAGCCAAGCCCGAGUCCCGACAGAUGUUCGUUGAUACAAAAUCUAUAUUGUCUAUGUGCUGCUUCCUUUCUUUCACUCUGUAAUUUUUUUAUUCAACAAUGAAUUUAUAAAAUCACUGUUUUCAAUUGCAAACACCCUUCCAAAUAACGUGUUUUGAUAUUAUGUUUUUGCUUAAAUCAUUCCUGGUAUACAAAGAAUUUGUAAAGUCUUGAACUUGUAAUUCAAUGCUGGAGAGGUUAGUUUUUGUUCGUUAGGAAAAAAAACAGUUUUUUAUCACAGUUCCCUUUGUUUCUCGGCAACAAGGCAUGGAUUUCGUAAAACGGGAAGACCAAGCAAUAAUCGACGAUGAAUUGCAACAACACUAUAAGCUUUACAUGGAGAAUGCUCAGAAAACCCACCACAUUGAGACAGGGGACUACCAGCACGCCCUCUCAAUGGAACAGCUACACCAAAUACAAACCUCGAUCAACACCACCAUAGCCCACAACUUCCAACUGCCUUUGUCCCCUCGGCAGAUCUCUACGUUGAUGCUGAAAACUAAUCAUUUUAACCAGAUACCUGCACAUUUCCCGAGGAACUUAGAGGUAGACCUAAUGCAGAACUUAAACGAUCUAACUCAAAUGAGGAACGAAGAUAUAAUCAAUCAGAAUUUGAGGUUAAACGAACUUGAGCUGCAGGCGGCCCAGAAUCUUCAACUCAAUGAGCAAGAGCUAUCUAGGCUCAAUCAGGAUUUGAGGUUGGAGUUACCUCAGAAUUUAGGAAGAGAUAUGGAGCUGGGUCAUGAUUUGAUGAGUCAUAUGGUCGAUGAUAGGCGAAUGGAUGGAAUGAUGGAGACGAGAAUGGUGCUAGAAGAGCCCAGGCAGGUGGACCAUCAGCACCAAAUCCCGCUGCCGUUCCACAUCAAGCUUGAACAGGACGAGGAAUACUUCUACGAAAACGUCAACCAAGUUAACCAGGCGAUCAACAUCAACGGAAUGAGCAGUCAUAUUCCCGUUCACACUGAGCAUCCUCAACAAACCAUAUAUCAAGACCAAAUAUACGCCGUAUACAACAAUCACGUCUCUGGAGUCCCCGCAUUAAACUCUCUAGACCUCUAUCCUAGACCCCAGAACCACGUACAAUACGUAAAUAAUGUCAGAGACAACCCGGAAAACUUAGUCGUCCAUAGACAAUUCGAGAACGCUAGUCCGUACGCAGAAGAAUUUAAAAAGAUAAGACAGGAAGUCCCGAAAGACGAAAAAAUCGAAGAGCCUAAGGAAAACCAAAAACCAGACACGAAUAAAAUUCUAUUUUCGAAUUAUCAGAACGAUUUUGUGGCGGAGAAGAAUGAAAACGAUUCAAGCGCUCAAAAUAAAAUAAGUGAAGAAUUGUUUAUGAAUAUAAAAGGGGAAUAUUCUUGCUAUAAAUGUAAUGACGUUUUCUCAACGAAAAGAGGUUUAAAGCAACACGCGAAAACGUGUACAGAGGCGAAUGAUUCUAUGGAAAAACUUGGAAAAUUCGUCUGCUCUCAAUGCCCUUACAGAUGUCAAUCGCCCGCCAUUUUGAAAAUUCAUGAACGCACCCAUACCGGAGAGAAGCCAUUUUCUUGUACAUUCUGCGAUUAUAAAUCAGGACAAAAGAAUAAUGUGGCGAAACAUAUUUUAGUUCAUAUGAAGGAAAAACCGUUCCGAUGCCAGUACUGUGAAUAUAGAUGUGCGCAGAAAAACAACUUGGUCGUUCAUGAGAGAACACAUACCGGUUAUAAGCCUUUUGCUUGCCCUUAUUGUGACUAUAGGACCGUUCAGAAACCUAACUUGGUGAAACAUAUGUAUCUCCACACAGAUCAGAAACCUUUCUCAUGCGAUCAGUGCAGUUAUCGCUGUGUGCAAAAAACUAAUUUGACUAAACAUAAACAGAGGCAUUUAAACGAGAAAACUGGUGAGAAGGUUGACUUGAAAAGUCAGACGAAACCUUAUAGGCCGAGGCAGAAAUCUGUGAAGUGCCCACAUUGUCCUUAUAAGUGUGUUCAGAAAUCUAGUUUGGAUAAACAUAUUGUGUUUAAACAUAGUGCAGUGCAAAAUUUGAAUGAGGUACAAGCUAGUGAGAGUGAGGAGUUGAUACAGAAUUUAAGUGUGAAAAAAGAUUUUGAGUGCCAAGAGAAAAUGCAAGUGUCAUAGUGAUUGUGUGCUUUCAAUACCUAGGUUAUUUAACUAAGUGGCGCUUUAGAACAGAUUUUAACUUUUUGACCGCAGAAGACGUCAUAUGACGCGCGCGGCUACAGCCCAAUAUCAACCUUCAUGCGUACCGACAAGGUUCACGAUUACGCGCCGCGUACGAUAGGCGUGGCGUUCAAAAGGUUAAGGAAAAUAGAUUGAAUACUCUUUAUUGAUUGUUAUUGCACAUCUAAAAAAGAAAAAGUUAUAGAGAAAUUGUGGAUUUAACAACUGGAGACGCCUUUUCUGUAAUUUUCUGUAAAAAACAGUCUGGCGAUUUUUGCGGGGGAGGGGCACGUCAAAUGUAUGGCUAGUUGUACGUAAUGUACAAAUAGCUGUCAGAUAAACGUAAGUCAAUACAAUACAUAUGACCAUUGGCCGAGGUUUUCGACAGAGGGGUAAUCUCUUAAAGGCGACUCGGGUUGUUAAAUCCUCCAAGAGAGAAACUAAAGAUAUUCAGACAUUAGUACUUAUCGCUAUUAGCGAUAACUUUCAGACAACCUAUUAGUGGCGAAUCUGUGAUACUUAAGAUAUCCUUUUUAGGUUUCCACACCAAAAAGAUAAAAAGGAACCUUUAUGGUGUGACUGUCUGUCUGUUGCAUCCCUAAAUAUCUCGAGAACUAUUUACGCUACUGAUUUAAAAUUUGGAAUAACUGUUUUUGUUUAAUCAUGACGUUUUACUGCAAUUAUCAUUAUAUUUUUUACUUUUUACACAUAAUUACAAAUACAUGUGUUUGUUUUUUUGGUUUAAAUUGAUGCCAUAUGUGUGCAGUUGCCCAAGUUUCUAUAUCAUUGAUAAAUAUCAGUUUAAGCUAGCCGUGACUUACAUUUUAUUAACAUUUAAAAUGUUAAUUCAAAUUUCUUUUGGGUUACUGUGCUUAUCAAGUGUAAUCAUACCUUAACUACUUUCACCGCGAUUUGCUUUAUAAAAUUAUUAAAUUUUAGUAGCGCCACCUAGUUCUCAAAUUGUGAUUAACUGGAAAUUUUGUUUGAUAGUUUGCUAUAUUGUAAGUUGUAAAUAUGUACGUAAGUUUUUGAUUGAAUUUUACAUUCCAGUUUUAUAAAAGACCGGUUUUUAACCAAAAUGGUGGACGAAAAUGGGUUUAAAAAUAAUUAUAACCAAAAUCAGAUACUAAUUAAUAAUUAUUAUAAAAUUAGGACGCUAAGCACAAAUAACUUCGUAUACCGCCGUUUUCGAUUUCUAUCGCAACCGCAUAAUUACAUUGCUGUCCUACUUGCACAGUGGCAUUUAUUACGCGUAUAGAUAGAGAUAGAAAAUGGCUGGCCAAUGGACGAUAUUCUACAUGCUUAGCGUGCUUACUUUAACAUUAUUUACAUUUUAAUUUAACUGGAGUGUUUGAUUCUGUGUUAAAUUUGAAGGCACCUUUAUCUAGAACCCUUUUGACUUAAUGACACAUUAGAAAUUAAGUUUGCAGUGCAAAUUAUGUUUUAAGUUUAAGCAGCCCAAAAACAGUUUUUUAUUAAGCUUGAAUUUAAAGGUAAGAUGAAAUCGUGUCUUAUAAAAUUGGAUAUAAUGUAAACUUAUUUAUCAUUAUACAUUAUUCAUUAAACUUCUGCACAAAACUAAACAAAUAACUGUGUGAGCUGUGGACCUCGCGUUAAGCCUAGAAAAUUUAAAAGUGAAAAAUACUUCGACGAGUCGUUAACACAGUGAACUGACAAUGGUCUUACGCGCCAUAGACGCUAUUGGCAAUUAAGUCCUUUAUGCCAAUUUCUGCAUUUUGAAAAAAUACCAAAAACUGGAUCGACGGAGAAGCCAAGAACACCUAAAAGCGUCGUUACUAGUCGUGCCCACAGCGCCAAGGACUCCUAUAGGUGUCAUGGCGGACGCUGACAAAGUAACCUUCACACUUUAGAGUAAGGUUUACAUUAGCUUGCUUGCGCCCGGGAGCUUGGCGUCUGAGUGAUGUUUGUGUUUAUGACAUAAUGCGUUCAAAGGGUUAAAGCGUUCAAGUCCUGCCGGAAACGUAACUUUUUUUUUUUUCCAUUAAUAUAAAAAUAUCUAUACUUGGUCAAGCAAAUCUUGUCAGUAGCAAAAGGCGGCAUAUCUGAAAAACCGCCGGUUAGCAGCACUGUUUUCGAAUAAUUCAAAAAUAGCGUGUCAUCUGUGUUUUAUCUGUGGAAUGUGGAUGAAUGACAGCCAUCAUGUUUGUUUACAUUCUGAAUUGUAUGGAAGGUAGGGGCAAGGAACAGAAUCUCCUUAGGCAAAACUGUUCCAAAAGUGUCCAGCUGUCAGUUAUAAAUAAUAGUUCCAAAUCUCUCCAGAGUAGCGCUAGAAUAGCUAAAAACCUAGGCGUUAUUGACGGAGUGAAGUGCGCUGUCUAUGAUUAGAUUUUGACGACCGGUUUGGCCUAGUGGGUAGUGACCCUGCUUACGAAGCUGAUGGUCCCGGGUUCAAAUCCUGGUAAGGGCAUUUAUUCGUGUGAUGAGCAUGGAUAUUUGUUUCUGAGUCAUGGGUGUUUUCUUUGUAUUUAAGUAUUAAUAAAUAUUUGUAUAUUAUAUAUAUCGUAGUCUAAGUACCCUCAACACAAGCCUUAUUGAGCUUACUGUGGGACUUAGUCAAUUUGUGUAAUAAUGUCCUAUAAUAUAAUAAUAUAUAUAAGAUUUUUUUCUCUAAGUAUUCUAGGUAUUGUAGCACCACCUAUUUAUGUUUUUUUGUCGGACACUGGUAUAUGGAAAUUCUGUUCCUUGCCUCCACCUUCCAUACUGAAUUGCUAUUUCAAGAAAAAUGUUUGCUGUCACCAUUAAAUACCAAUAUAUUAAAUAGCUUGUGCAUGAAUUUAAGCAAAGCCAAGGUGCUUACAAUAUACAAUCACGCUCGCUGAUCGUAAAUAUUUGUAAAAUUUUAGGUUAUGAUAAUAAUAUGUUUUAGAUGUACAUUGCUGCUUUUCUUAGCGCAAUACCAACUCAAUAGUGCUUUUUGAGUGUUGUCCUACUUCACUUUGCUGAACAUUGCUACUGACAUACUUUGCUUGACAGACUAUAGGAAUGAACUAUAAUUUUUCAAACAUAGCUUUCAAAGUUGCGUUCGAAAUAUAGACAUUGAAAACUUUUUUUUAUUUUUUUAAUGAAAUAGUAUUAUGGGCUUGUACACUCCUAAUUUAUGUGAUAUAGCGAUAAUGGAUUAAGUAUUGAACCUUGAUUCGUUGUUCCUAAUACUGUUAAUAACUAUUAAGAGAUAAUUUUACGCCAAAUUGAUCAAAUGAUUACAGCCUUAAGUAUUGUGAACCUACUGUAAAGUGAGGACGCCAAACACGAACAAUUUCGUAAAUUGACCGUCCUAUUUCUAUCUCGCUCGCGCGCAAUUGGGUACUUGACACAUGUUGAAUAUUAUAACAAAAUUUAGCUAAACGGAUAGAAAAUGAGCCGUCCAUUAUAAAAAAGUGGAAUUUUAAAAGACAUUCAGAAUUUAAAAAAAUACAAGACUAAAGUCUCCAAAAAUAUUAUUUUUAACUAUUGAGAAGUAAAAAUAAAAUGGUACCAUUCGAUUACUUAAAUUUUAUUGAGAAAUAAAUUGUAUGACAACUAUAUACAUAAACGCAAUAUUUCAGGGUCAAAAUAGCAAGUUUCUUGAUGUACCAUACAUUUAGGACAGACUAAUGUAAUGUGACGUCACAUUACAAUAUCAUUUUGUUAGAGGCGUUUCAAUCGUCGAGUGCGAGAGACUAGCUCUCAUUUCUGACCUUUGUGUUGCUUAAAUGCAAUGAUUCCUAUAUCGACAUUUGAUCCUCAGGAAAAUCAAGAUCCAUUGACAUUAUUUACAAAUAAAAACCGGGCAAGUGCGAGUCGGACUCGCGCACGAAGGGUUCCGUACCAUUAUUUAUAAAAACACCAAAAAAAAUAUAUUUGUUGUAUGGGAAUAUUGAAUAAAAAUAUUUCUUUUAUUCUGUGUUUAUUUGUUGUAAUAGCGGCAGCAGAAAUACAUCACCUGUGAAAUUUUCAACUGUCUAGCUAUCACGGUUCAUGAGAUACAGCCUGGUGACAGACGGACGGACGGAUGGACGGACAGCGAAGUCUCAGUAAUAGGGUACCGUUUUUAGGGUAAAACUGCCAAGUAGCCAAUUAUAUUGCCCAUGAUGGCGGUCAAUGCCACUGUGCGAGCGGGACGGCAAUAUAAUUAUGCGCGUGCGAUAGAGACGGGAAUAGGACAAUCAAUAAAAGUAAUAGUAGGGUCAAUGUAGUAGGGUUUUAAAAGACAAAAUAUCGUCAUAUUUUUAUAGGAAUUUAACCUUUAUGGUCGCAUUUCGAUACUCUAUCAUUAUCAUAAAUAUAAGUAAGGGAAGACUGCUAACUCCAUACAUCAGUUUUCUUACCAAAACGAGAGUUAUAUUCGCAGUCGACAUCUAGCGUCAAGUAGCGGAUUUAUCAGUACUGCUACUAGACAAUAGAUGUCGCGACGAACGAAAAGUCUAAUGCUCAAUAAUUUUCAGGUAAUAUUAUAACCGGAUUAACGGGAACUCUAUUUUCAAUUCCUGCUUUUAAUAUUAGUUGUAUAUUGUUUUAGCAAUACAUCUUUCGUCAGUCGCGACACUCGUGACAUCUAGUGUCAAGUAGCGGUACUGAUGAAUCCGCUACUGGACGCUAGAUGCCGACUACGAAAAUAACUUGCGUUUUGGUUUGAAAACUGAUGUAUGGAAUUCGCACUCUUUCAUUACUUAUAUUUCUCUAUGAUAGCGGUAGAGUAUGGAAAUGCGACCAUAAACGUUAAAUUCCAUACAAGGUUCCCGUGAUCAUUGCGAGACAUUUUAACUAAGCAUUCCUGGUAAUAUUUAGAAACUAAAAUGUCAUAUAAAAUUUUCUGGAUUAGGCCUAGUUUCAGAGAUAAUUAAAUGUUUUUCGAAAUCAUUCUUUCGCCAUAAGUCGGUACAAAACACAUUUUUGACUGCGGUAUUGCCACUUUGAGGUCUAGUCUGGACAUACCUAUUGAUUGACAUCGAAAAAUUAAAAAAACGUAUUCGAGAGGCGAUAUAAAAAAAACUUUUUAGUUAAUUUUAGGUUAUGUGUUUAUCAAUAAAAAUAACGUUUUAUGUACAGGAGUGUUCAAAACAAGGGGAAAAAAAAACAAAAAAAUUUUUUUUGUCGAAUUUCACAAAAAGUCAUCUAACAUUUUUUGCUUCGGUUGCCAUCAGGAUGCACCUUUAAAAUCUCUCGCAAUGCUCACGGGCACCUUGUAUUUUGUCUUUUCAUACCCUAUAUAUUACUCCAUCUACACAGACUCUACAAGGGGCCUACCGCGAAAACAGAAAUUCGCAAAUUGCGGGGAUCUUUCUCUUUUACUCUCAAUAAGACGGAAUUAGAGUGACAGAGAAAAAUGCCCGCAAUUGACGAACUUCGAUUUUCGCGGUUAUAGCCCAGAGUUAGCUUGGUCCUAUUACAUCGUUUAAAUCACAACUCUAACUCUAUGGCUGUAAGGUCCAAAUUUCAAACUUGUCUUUGUAAUUUAACUGACCGCGGCCGGCAAAACGUCUCACUUUGACGCUUGCCAGGACGCCUUGACAGGUUAUUCGUUUAGAUAUACAAGCUGGCAAGCGAUAAAGUGGGACGUUUUGCCGGCUGCGGUCACAAUUAAGUAAGUAAAAACUGACGAUAUUCCAACACUGAAACCGCGGGGCGGUAACGGUACAGACGCCAUCAGAUAUUAGAGCGGCCAAGGUGCUCAAUAAUAUCUAAACAAGCAACGCCUUGACAAUAGAGGCUUGUGCAGAUAUUUGAGAGCGCCUUGGCAGCUCCAGUAUGUGUAUCUGAUGGCCACUGUACAGUCGCCAUCAGAUAUAUCGGAGCGGCCAAAGUGUGGCCGCUCCGAUAUAUCUGAUGCAAAGGCCACAAAUAUCUGAACACGCACUCUAACGUCAUGGCAAUGGAGGCGUGUUCGGAUGUUUGUGAGCGCCAUGUUCGCCCCGAUAUAUUUGAUGGGCACUGUACAUCCGUAUUGGGAAAAGUGAAGCUUAAUUUUUCUACAUUUCAUAAAUUUAAUAAGGCUUGUCUCUCGGGGAAGAUUUUUUUACAACAAAAUGUGUCGCUUUGCACGCGAUGUUUGGAUGUUGGUUGCAAAUGAGAAAUAUCCCUUAUUGACAACCAACAUUUUUUUAAACAUAGACAUAUAGAGUAGACAAAUUGGCUGAUUAUAAGCAAAUAGUCGCCUAAUAGCAGAGGGGUUGCUAGUGCUUUGCAGGCUUUUAAGAUGGGAGAACGCUCUUUUAAAAAUUGAAAGUCACAAAUGAGGUUAAAUCCCACAGAUUAUAAUGGUUUCUACAGUUUUUUUGUUUUGGAACCCUAUCGAAACGAUUGCAGCGCCCUCUGAUCUUUGCUUUACAUGUUUAUACUCAUGGAGACGACAAUCCUUAAUAUUGGCCAAGAAAACGCGGGCUGUGAUGUAUUUUGUAAAUUGUAAUUAUGUUACCAAGAGAUUGUACAGGCUCAGUAUCAUUGGUCGAUAUAUAUAAUAAACAUAGAUAUAUAUAACUCCGUAUAAGAUAAAUAAAGUCUAAAGAAAGUUUGCCUCGAAAAAACAAGAAAAAAUUAUGCUCGAAUAGAUGGCGAUAUAACUUUGGCCUAUACUGGAGUACAUGGUGACACCGUUUGAUAUCAGUUAAAGAACAUAGUUCAAAUAACCAUGUUUUAGUCCUGUGUCGAAACAGCGGCUCCCAUAGGCUGCAACUGCUGCAAGGCAAUUACCCCUUUUCCAGACAUAGUAUGAUUUAUCGACCAUAUACGCGUCAUUAGAAUUUCAACUUCAGCAUUCCGAUUUAAGGUUCAAAUUAGAUUACACUUUCAGGAAAUGUUACUUGUCUUCAAAUGAAUCAUUAAAGCUGGAUUAAUUGGAAUAUAUUUGGCUUUUUUGGGAAAACUUUGUAGAUUCGUGCGGCCUGGAAAAGGGUUAAACGACUACUGAAACUUAGAAUGGCAGGAGUUAAAAAAAUCUCCGGGCCCUAUCGACCAAUGAAAACUGUUCCCCGAAUGCGGGCCCUGUGGCAUGCGUUAUGGAUAUCUCCCGUACCCCGCUUGCGGGACUAUCGACCAAUGAAACUGAGCCUUAAUGUAACGUGUCAUCACAAUGUUUACACUAAUGGCGCCACUCUUGAAAAAUAACUGUAGUCAACUUUUACUGUAUAUCUUUCGACACAUGAUUCAAACUUUUAGAACGCCAUUUGACUUUAUUCUUUCACAGAUAUGUGUAAAUUUUGUUAAACAUCAAAAAGUGGCGCCAUCUUACCGGGCACAACCUAAAGGUUAUGGCGCCAUUGCUCGAAACGAUGCUGCCAUACCUUUGAUCUUUGAUCUAUUAGAUGGCGCCACUUUUAGAAUUUUUACAAAUUUAACACAUAUUAGUAAUAGAAUAAGGAUUAACGUCAAAUGGCGUUCGAAAAGUUUUAAUCAUGUGUCGAAAGAUGGCAGUAAAUUUACUGUGGCUACAAAGUUUUCUUUACCAACCCACCUCUGUUACAACUGAGUGUAUCGAUAUAGGAACUCUCUACCUGUCAUUUAAUUUUGCUCCCUAAAAUCCGAUGUCUGUUUCAUCUGCGUCUUUUUCGAUUGUUAAAUAUUAAAAUAUGAUUUUAAUAUCUGGAAUAAAAUAGAACAUAUAUUAUUAAACAAGAGGGCGCUAGUGUUGUGAAUAGACAAAUAUAAUUAAGUUUUUUAGUGAUAUUUUUGUGUAAUUUUUUUAAGGUAUUUUUUUAAUAACAUGCCGCUUACCAAAGUGA
Cydia pomonella (codling moth) is the source of this 9935-nucleotide messenger RNA. Its product is annotated as zinc finger protein 271-like. The transcript has 5 exons. The record is from RefSeq and is a predicted model, not a curated record. Gene Ontology annotation, molecular function: DNA-binding transcription factor activity; RNA polymerase II cis-regulatory region sequence-specific DNA binding. Gene Ontology annotation, biological process: regulation of transcription by RNA polymerase II. NCBI's taxonomy places the organism in Eukaryota, Metazoa, Arthropoda, Insecta, Lepidoptera, Tortricidae. Bases 325 to 2175 code for a protein of 616 amino acids.